AUGGUGUUUAAUUACGUAAUCACUUUAGCAAUUUUCAUUUCUGUAGCCGAGACUCAAUUUUAUUCAUUAGAAUCAGAGUAAAACUUUAAUUUAAGCUCUAGCAUAAUUGGUUAUCCGAUUUAAUUUACAACUAAUUAAGGUAGUUAUGAAAGUGGAAAUAUUUAUUACUAUAAUAUCAAUAAUUAUGGUAUCAAUAGCUUGAUAGAUAACUUUAUUAUUGGAAGUAUUAAUUUUUUAGAUUUAGCUUGGAUUUACAAUUAUGGAUAUUAUGAUAAGUAACUGGUGAUGCAAAUAAACGAAAAAACAGUUAACAUAGUGCUUUAUUAACAAUAUAUUUAAGUCCUCCAUUCUACUUAUGAUCUUUGGAGUCAAAUUAAUCUAUCCAACUCAAAUUCUUGGAUAUAUGUGUAUUACAAAUAAAAUAAGGUAUAAGGAUUAAAAUAAAUUUGUUAUGUUCAAAUUUAUAAUGGACCUUACCCUUAUUGCAUGGAGUUGCCUGAAUCCACUUAUUAAUAUUUUGGUUUUUUUCAAUCAACUUCUGACCUAUGGGAUUACUUUUAUUAUUAUGAUUUUCGAUAUAUUGAAUCUUUUACUGGUUAAGCUAUCUCAAUAACAAUAAAAAAGAUGAUAACUUUUGAUUCUCCUGAUUUAAAAAUGAUAGAUUAAAUGACUUUAUUGUCUUAUGUGGAACCUGAAGUAGUCCUAGAUUUAAAAAUUUAUGAAAGAUAUCAAACCAAGAUUCUAAAAGAUUGGAGCAAUUAUUAACAUAUUGUACAAAUGGGAAAUUCUUUGGAUGAUGAUAUAAAUGAUCCACAAAUAAUAAUUAAUGACUAACUAUUAUCAUUCUAAAAUCAAUAGUAUAUAUAUAUUGAUAAUUUCAAAAUCGAAAAAACAGUAACAAUAGAAUUUUAAUUAUUAUAUAAUCAAUAAUCUGAAUAAUCAACUUUGUUUACAUUUAGUUCAAGGAGAUCUUAAUAAGAAAUAAUGCAAAUUUAGGCUGAUUUUAUAAAUCAAUACAUUUAUGUUAAUUUUAAAUAGCCGUUGCAAAGUUUCUCUUGUAGUAUGAUUUUUGGAUAAAAGUUUUUGGUGAGUAUUGUUAAUUUAGUUCAAAUGACAAUAAUUAUGUUUAUUUAGAAUGAAAAUAUCUCCUGUUUAAAUCCCUUUAUGGGUGAAAUCUCUAUAACAAAUACAGAUACUUUAUAUAUAGGAUCUAACUCUAGUAAAUAUACAUAAUUAUUUAGAUUCUAAUUCUUAACCAUUUUAAUUAACUAGUGUGAGAAUUAGUAAUGGAUUUUACUCACCCUAUUAAUAUAUUGAUAAUGGUAUUUGUGCAUAUUCCAUUGAUUAAUGUUUUUAUUGUCUAAAUGUAAUCAAUCCUAUUAUUACUUAGGGAUUAUACUUAUAUUAAGGGUAAUGUGUAUCUACAUGCCCAACUUACUAUGUAGCUAAUGAAUUACGUAAAGAAUGUAUUCCUAAAUGUCAUCCUACAUGUUUGGAUUGUGAUUAAGCAAAUCCAACUUAAUGUUUCAUUUGUGCUGGUAUUCGUAUUAAUGUACCAGAAUGCAAAUGCCCUACAGGAUAUUUUGAUGAUGGUAUUUCACCAGAAUGUAUAAGUAAAUUAUAAAAUCAAAACAUAUUAGGAUAUUUACCCGAUUAAACUGUUGAUGAAGGAACAUAUGAAUUUUAAUGUGACAGUCCAAUAGAUACAACAUAUUAGAUAUCUUUUUCCAAAAAUUAUUACAGUCCCCCUUUAGUGGCAAUAAGUCUAAUAGGACAUAUAGAUUUAGAAGAAUCUAUAGAAUUUUAAGUUUUUGUAAAUAUUGUUUACAACAAUUAUUUUGAAUUAAGAGCGAUUUGCAAAACCAGUAAUGGUAGGUAUAAGAUUUAGUGGGUGGCUGGUAAGAGUUCAAGAUUUUAAAAUGUUAUUUAAUAACAUUAUUCAGGAUCUUUUAGCUCUACUUAUCUUUAUCCUGGAAAUUCGAACAUGGUUUCAGGAGGCAUUUUAGGAUGGUGCUUAUAGUCAAAAAUAACAUCUAGUGUAUCGUUUGAUUUGAAUUAAAGUGGAUUCAAUAGUUUUUAUUUUACUGCAAAUCAAUAUUUAAACUUGUUGAAAUACCAAUUCUUUGAAUUUACUGAUUAUGUUUAUUACUCUUUCAAUGAAUAUUUAAGUUUGAGUACUUAAAAUACAGGAUUUUCUAUUGGAGGGGCUACAAUCACUUAUUGGAUUUCAUAGUAUCCUUUAACUAUUCCAACAUUAUUCUCAUUAAAAAGACUUUCAACAUAGAAUUCUUAUUCGCCUUAGUAUUUUAUUAAUCAAAAGAAAAAAGCAGGAUAAAUUGAAUUCAAGAUAAGAACAUUAGGGAAUAAAUAUUUUGAUUAUUUGGCAGGUGAUCUUAUAUAUUUUACAAUUGAAUGCAUUGAUCCAUUUAAACCAUGUGAUUAUAUUUAAGAAUUGUAAAAAUGUAAUAAAAUACUAUCUGGUUGUUCAUGCAGUUCAAGGUAAUAUUUAGAUCUGGGAUAAAAUGUUUGUAAAGAUUGUGAUCCUAAUUGUUUAACAUGUAGCGAUUAUUUUGCUAAUUGCUAAUCUUGCUCAAUUGAAUCUAAAAAGCAACUUAUACUUGACAUAUAUACUAACUAUUUUAAUUGUAGAUGUGCUAUUAAUCAAUACGAAGAUAUGAAUGGAAUUUGUUAAGAUUGUGAUCCUAAUUGUUAUGAAUGUUAUAUGUAACCAACUUACUGUAUAAGUUGUGGUCCUAAUUAAAUAGUUAAUGCAUAUAAUUAAUGUGAAUGUUAUUAUGAUUCUACUUUAACAGAAAAUGGAUGUGAAUGUAUGAUUACUAAGUAUUUGUUUAGUGUGUCAACCACCAUGUUCUACAUGUGAAACUACUGUGACUAAUUGUCUUUCAUGUUUAUACCUAGGUUAAGUAUUACCAACAUGUUAAUGUCCAACAGGGUAAUAGGUUGUAGAUGGACAGUGUAUUUAGUAUUGUCCCAUUUUGUGUAUGGAUUGUAUUGAUCAAACUUCAUGUAAUCAAUGUGUGGCAUUAUCUUCUUAUAAUCCAUUAUCAAAUGCAUGUGAAUGUUAAAAUGGAUAUUUUAGUAAUAGUAUAGAAUGUUAAAGUAAAAAUAAAUAAUUAUGAUUUAGUGUGUGAAUCACCUUGUUAAAAUUGUAUUUCAUUAACUGAAUGUACAUCCUGUAUUAACUAAACUUAUUAUAUUGAUAUUACUUGUAUUUAAUGUAUAUCUCCAUGUUUGGAAUGUACAGCUUCAAAUUAUUGUCUUACAUGCAUAAAUGACUCAUACUAUUUAUCAAAUAAUUUAUGUGUCUCAUGUUAAUCACCUUGUUUAACAUGUUAUAAUCUAAAUCUUUGUAAAUCCUGCAUUAAUGAUUCAUAUUAUUAUGAUGAUACAUUACAAUUGUGUGAAAGUAAUAUUUUGUAUUAUUUCAUUAGUAUGCAUACCACCUUGCUUAACAUGUGAAACAAAUUUAUAAUGUAAGACUUGUAUAAGUAGCUUUUACUAUUUAUCUUCAAUGAAUACAUGUUUAAGUAAGACAAUUAUAUAUAUAAUUAAAUAGAUUGUGUUUCUCCUUGUAAUACAUGCUCAUCUGAAACUUAAUGUCUUAAUUGUAUCUCUGGAUAUUAUAUAGAUGCAAAUAUGUCAUGUUAAUGUAUAUUUUAAUUUUAAUUUAAGAAUGUGUAUCACCAUGUACUUUAUGUUCAACUGUUGAUAUUUGUGAUUCAUGUUUAGAUGGUUAUUUCUUAGAAUCGAAUAAUACUUGUUAAUGUAAUUAUAUCUUAUUACAAUAUAAUAGCAUGUACUAAGCCUUGUUAAACAUGUUAAAUUUAAUCAACAAAUUGUCUAUCUUGUACAGAUGUUACAAUGAUAAUAAGUGGUGGAACUUGUAAUUGUGCUUCCAAUCAAUUUUAUGAUACAAUUAAUUCUAUUUGUCAGAGUAUAUAUGUAUUAUAAUAUAUAAUAGAUUGUCAUCCUACUUGCACAACAUGUUCUAACUAAAAUGAUUGUUGUUUAGCAUCUGAAUUAAAAUAAUUAAAUAUAGACACUAAUCUUUGUGAUUGUCAAAAUGGCUAUUAUAUGUUAUCAAAUACUUGCACAUGUAGAUUUAUAUAUAUAUCUAUUUUGAUAGUAUGCAAUUCACCUUGUUCUAAUUGUACUAGUUCAUCAGUUUGUACUACCUGUAUUGAUGGCUAUUACCUAUCUGGCGAUUUUUGUUAAAGUAAAUAAAGUUUAAUUUAUAAUAGUUUGCACAUCUCCUUGUUAAAAUUGUGUUAAUGCAUCAACAUAAUGUUUAAGUUGUGUUGGAGUUAACAUGAUUAUUACUAAUAAUUUAUGCACAUGCCCAUCUUAACAUUAUAUGAAUGCUGCUCAAACAGAUUGUAUUCAAUGUCAUCCUACUUGUUUGACAUGUACUGAUUCAAAUAAUUGCUGUUUCUCUGCUGAAUAUAAGAUUUUAGAUUCCAUUAACAAUGUUUGUAAAUGUAUAGAUGGAUAUUAUUUUGAUUCUGAUGGAAUUUGUUAAAGUAAUUAAUACUAUUUAUUAUCUUAUAUAGAAUGUGAUAAAAAUUGUUUAACUUGUGAAACUACUGCUACUAAUUGUUUAUCUUGUGAUACAAAAUUCUAAUUAGAUAUUUCAGUAUGUAAAUGUUUUGAUAGUCAUUAAUUUAUUAAUGAUCUGGGUUUAUGUGAAAGUAUUUGUUAUAAAUAUAUACUUUUUAGAUUGUUCAACAAAUUGUUUAACUUGUUCAACUAAUGCCAAUAAUUGUUUAAGUUGUGAUGACACUAAAAAAUAUCAACUUAUUAAUAAUAUUUGUUAAUGCAAAACUAAUGAAUAUUUAAAUGAUAAUGGAAUAUGUACUUAAUGUCAUAACACUUGUACUUCUUGUGUUAAUGGUACAGAUAUUGGUUGUUUAAUUUGUAUAUCUUCAAGAAAGAUGAAUCCUGAAAAUAAAUUAUGUGAAUGUGCAAAUGGAUAUUAUUAAAAUGAUAAUUCAGAAUGUAUCAAAUGUAAUAGUAAAUGUGGAAAAUGUCUUAAUGAUCAUGAAUGUUUAACAUGUUCAGAAAAUAGAUCACUAGAUUAAGAUGGUGUAUCAUGUAUAUGUAAUAUUGGAUUCUUUGAAAAUGAGAAACAAGUUUGUUAAAGUAAAUAUACAAUUAUUAAUUAUAUUAUAGAAUGUUCUCCACCUUGUUCUACUUGUACAAGUGCAUCAGAUUGUCUAAGUUGCAUUGAUGGUAAGAAUUAUAAAUUUAUUAUUAAAUAGUGAAUAGAGAAGUUGUUGAGUCUAGAUGUAUAUGUAAAAAAGGAUUUUUUGAGAAUGAAUAGAAUCAAUGUGAGAGUUGUACAACAAUAAAAGGAAAAGUAAAUGAUAUAUGUAAUUAUAUUAAUUGUGGGGAUGGAGAAUUAACAAAAGGAGAAUAAUGUGAUGAUGGUAAUAAAAAUAGUAGAGAUGGUUGUACAGAUUGUAAAAUAGAUUCACUUUUUACUUGUGUUAAUAAAAUGCUAUCAAGAUCUAUCUGUUUCUAAUGUGUUCCUCAUUGUUAAACAUGUUCUUUAAAAGGAUAUAGAAGUUCUUGUGAUUAAUGUUAUGAUGGUUAUUAUCUAAAAGAAAAUGAAUGUUUCAAAUGUUCUGAUAUGUGUUACACUUGUAAAGAUAAUAAAACAUGUCUAACAUGCACUAUUAUAGAUGCUAAACCUGAUGAAAAAGGAACAUGUCCCAAAUGUACAAAUGUUAAAGGAUAUUAUAUUGUUAAUCGUAAAUGUGUUACAAAAUGUGGAGAUGCUAUUAUAGUUGAAGGUGAAUUAUGUGAUGAUGGUAACAAUUUAGAUGGAGAUGGAUGUGAUUCCAAAUGUCAAGUUGAAAAGUAUUAUACUUGUAAACAAUCAACCUGCACUAAAAUACCAUAACCAUAAGUAGAAGCAACUUAUACAAAUUCUACUACUUCUGAUAGUAUGUUUCUUAAUUUUCCUAUUGAUUAAGGUGAUCCUUGCACUAAAAUUAAUAUCACUAUUGAUUAAUUUCUUCCAAAUGAAUUUUAAUCCUUUAUUAAUUAUGAAUAAAUUGAUGAAAACAACUCAAAAUGUAAUAUUGAUUUUUCAUUCAAUAAAACUAUUGAUCUUGGAAAUCUCAUACAUAUUUUCAUUCCUGUUAAAGUAAGAACAUCUAGACGUGUACUUGAAGAAGAAACUAGAGAAAUUAUUAUUACUCCAAGAAAAAAAGUUAUUUAUUCUUAAAAUCAAGUUUAAUAAGCUGAAAGUGCUAGUAAUGCUUAAUCUGCUCUUGGAGAAAUGCUCUAUUUUAUAGCUCCAACUGUUAUAGUAUUAGGUGGAUUUAACUUUUUUUGGACUAUUAUGGAUAUUUUAAGUUGGAUCAACAAUCUUUAUUAUAUAAAUAUCUAUUUCCCUGAAAAUGUUAGAAUGUUCUUUCAAAAAUCUGCUUGGGGAGAUUUUUAAUUAUUUCCAGCAUUUUUUGUUUUAAAUGAACCUACUGAUCCUUAUUAUAUUGAAAGUCCUAAAAAAUUCAUGGAAAAAGGAGUCGAUCCAAUAUUCCUAAAUAAUACAUGGACUUGCUUUGCCAUCAUAGCAAUUACAAUUUCUGUUUAAAUUCUUUCUUGUUUGAUAUUAGUGAUCUUAGAAUUCAUAUGGCCUCCUGUUACAUAGAAAACAUAACUAUCAUCUAUUAAAAUAUUCUAAUUGAAUGAAACCAAACAAUCUCCUUCUAACAAAUUUAAAUCAAAUACAGAGAAUAAAUUUACUAAAAUAAAAAUGUAAAAGGCUCAAGUAGAAAUGCAAAAUAAAAUAAUUUUAAAUCCAAAAAAGAGAUUCCCUUAUCUUAUUGACAAGAUUUAUUAACCUUUGCAUAAAUUUAAGAUUAACUUUUUAUCAAAUUUUAUUAAAUCUUUAAAUUUAGCAUUUUUAGAUUUAGUAUUAGCUAUUAUACUACAAAUUACAACAAUACCUAGUAGUCUUAUGGAUUAUUAAAUUGUAUUCAUCAAUCAAAUAUUAUCAUAUGUAAGUAUUAGUGUCUGUGUCUUUACUCUAAUCAUAUCCUAUUAUGUUACAACUAAACAUCAUAUGUUAUUGGAUCAUGAAAUCUUUUAAAAUUAAUAUGGCACAUUAUAUGAAAGUAUCAAUACUAAAUCAAGUACAGCUAUGAUGUAUUCAUUUAUCAAUUUGAACAGAAAAGCAUUAUUUAUUAUUGUAGUUGUAUAUUUCUACUAUUAACCACUCUUAUAAACAGUAUUCAGUUGUUUUAUUAGUUUCUUAAAUAUAGCCUUAAUUCUUUAUGAAAAUCCAUUUACAUCUAAUGCUGAACUUAUUUAAAAUGGAGUUCCAGAUUUUUGUAUAUUUGUUUUAAUGCUUUUAUCUACAGGUUUUGCUCUAGAUGAUAUAGUAAUAUAUUAAUUUUUAAUUCUAGAUUGGUGUAUUAAAUGCUGAUCAAAGAUUUUAGAUAGGUUGGUUGAUGAUAGGAACUAUAGGAUUAUCAAUAUUCGUAUAAGUUAUAUUUUUAUUGAGAGAGUUUAUAAGAGAUUUAUAAGAGAAAUUCUUAAUUAUUGUUAAAAAAAUCUAGAAUUGUUUAAAAUCUUAAAAAAAAUUAUGA
Molecule: messenger RNA, 7616 nt
Organism: Paramecium primaurelia
Lineage: Eukaryota; Ciliophora; Oligohymenophorea; Peniculida; Parameciidae
Source: the annotation of a GenBank genome assembly